UAUAAAAUGAAUGAUAAAAGCAAGAAUCCAUCAAUCAGCAUGCUUGGAGUUGUAGGAGACUCAGUAAAACCUUCGAAACUAAAAGGGCCUGUGCAUCUUACAUCUGGUGUUAUCAUGAAGAAAAGGGAGAGCAUGACUUCAAGUCCUCAGAAGAUGAAUUUCAAAGGUGCCAACAAGCCUAGUAUUAAAUAUGCUAAAAAGAUCAAACCACCAACUAAAAAGGUGCAUAAAUAAAACUAAUUCUAAAUAAAUCUGAAAGGUUACACUUCAGUGAACAGAAUGUGCUGAGCACUCUCAAACAUAAUGAAAGAUUAAAGAGGAUAAAUUCUGGAUCAAAUGACUUGUUACCUAUAACUUUACCAAAAGCUUCUUCUAUUGACUCUCCUCCUACUACAGAUGACCUCAGGAAGCACCUCUCGACUGGAAGCAUGGUCAAAGAACUUCAUAUUGAGAGUAUUGGAAGAAUGCAGAAGAAAUUCUUUGCCAAAAGAAGACACCAUAAAAGUAAAUCUAUGUGAAAACAAAGAAACAAUAAUUUAAAAUAAGACUGAAAGCAGAGAGAUAUUCACUGCUGUUCAGAAGGUUUCAAAUAUUCAAGAUAAAUUCAUGACUUCAAGACCAGCCAAGCACAAAGGACUAGACAGCAUUAAGGAUGCAUUGAAUGCUACACCCAAGAUUAUGAGGUUCGGGUUUAAAAAGAGAUUUGCUGAUACAAAUUAUGAUGAAUUUAAACAGACGUUAGUCAUGAAAGAUAAAUUUAAAGGACAUUCAAAAGAAUUUUCUAAACAAAAUGAUCGCAAUUUCUUAGCAACCAUAAAAUCUGCCUCUCAGCUAGAUGAUCUUUUGGAUCCUGGAAAAAUUGUAUUUGAAAGAGAUAAAAGAAAUGAGGAAAAUUUUACUGAUUUCAAGGAUACAGAUCUUGAACUAAAUUCUCAAGAACUUGAGAGGAAUCUUCUAAAAAACCCUAACACUCAUACUCUCGAAAGUAUCUCUAAAUAUAUGACAAUAAUGCUUGAGAGGCAUCUCAAAUUCAACAAAAUAGAAGAACAAGAGUAUAGGAAGAGAAAAGUUGAAGAUCUUGACUUGAAUAACAUCAACGAGCACUUCAUUUCCAAAAAGGUCAUCCUCAGUAAAACCUUUGACACCUAUAUAAAAUACAAGUCUGAUAUUGACCAUUAUGAAGCAGAGUUUCUAAAAUAAGGCAUACCAAGAGCUAAAAGAAGUCCUUGAGUUCUUCAUUGAUAUCACUCUAAAGCUGGGCAAAACCAAUGAAGGUGAGCACCACAAGAAUCAAGCCAUUAUCAAACAGAAUAAUGACUUCUUAGAUGCCCUAAAUGCUGUCAAGCAAAUGAACAGAACUGAUAAUUUAGAUUACUACUUAUUCGGCAUCAAGAGGCUAACUGAGCAGAAGUACUUCAGCAUUAUGCACACUGCUAAGCAGACAUUGAAAGUGGCCAACCACGAUUUGGCAUAUAGGCAAAUAAAGUUCAUUGAUGAUUUCUUUGAGCACUCAAUUAACCAACAAAAAAUAAUAGAAGCUGAUGCUAAAUAAAAUCCUUGAAAUGGAGAAUGAAAUAGCUUCUUUGAAAAGAAAUAUGAAAGAGAAGGAAAAGAAACAGAGAGAAGAGAUUCAAGCGAUGUUCAAGUUCUCUGAUGAUCAGAAAAAGAAAAUAGAUGGUCUAAAUGCCCAUAAAACAAAUCACUUAGAGGAGUUAUUUGAUAAUAGAAAAUAAAGAAUUUGAAGCCGAGAAGAAGAAUCUGAUUAAAGAGCGAACAAAAAUUGUCAAAAAGUUAUACAAAAUUAAGAAUGUAGUCAAGUCUUUAAGAAUUGAAAAUCAAAACUUGAAAGAAGAGUUCUCUGAACACCAUGAAAGUAUAAAGCAGUACAUAGACUCUGCACUUCUAGAACAAGCUGCAAGGGUGAGGACUGUUAGGAAGAAGAAUAUGUCCAAACCGAAAGAGCCUGAUUUUAACCUGAAAACCAUAUUCUCAAAUUACAUCAGAAAUCUUAAAAGUGAAGUUCCUGAAUCUGUCACAUUAAAGGGAGAGGUUCAAAGUGAAAGAUGGGCUUUAUCAAUAAUAAACCUAAUUUACUUAGACAAGACCAAGAAAGACACAGAGGACUUUAUGGAUGGCAGACCCCUGAUCCCUCUUCAGCAAUUUAUAAUCCAAUGGUUCUGAAUCAUCUUUGGCAAUAGAGCUGUCGUCAAUGAUCUUAUUCAUGAUUUUAUUCGUACUUGAAUUGAAUACGAAAAAGAGCACCAAAGAUUCAACACGUUUCUGAACCUAGCUGGGAUUCAUAUAAAUAAUGGAGAAAUUGACCCUAUCCCAAUAUCUAAAAAGGAGUACUUAAGAAAGAUUCAGUUCCAGUCAACUGACACUCUCCUUAUGUUCCUUAGAUUCCUCGUGUGCAUUAGGAUGAACUGAUCGCCUUACUUACCUGACCUCGAUAGAGAAAACCGAGAAGAUAAAGGCACUGUUGUAAAUUAUGCAGAGGCUAAACAUGUCUGGCUUGCUUUAAUUACUGAAACUUCCUCUGAGCAUGGAAUCACAGAAGCUGCUUUUAAAGAACUUGACACUAUCUGAGCAGAUCUUCUUGAAGAUUCUAGUGGUAAAAAGCCAGGGUUUAAAAUUCCAGGAGCUGUCCUUUCUAGAACUGGUCUGAAGGACUCUAGAAGAGAAUCUGAAAAUGAUGUAAGGAGAUCUAAAUAAAAGCAUGAGUGUGAAAUCUAUUGAUGACAAAAAUAUUCAUCUCGAUACAUUCAUGAGAGUUUGAAUCAAUUUAUAUGUAGAGAAUAGAAUUUUACAAAUGGAAAGACUUUUGAGUUGCCUUCAGCUUGAACAAGCCAAAAAUUCUACUGAAAUUAACUUUCAAAAAUUCAGAAAUUCUAUAAAGAGUACAUGGAAUGAUAAAGCCAAGAAGCCAAGUGAUCACUUAUUGUUCAGUUCUAACAAGAUUGAGUUAGCCUAUGCACAUAUCUUGUGUGAAAUGAGGUCUUCUACAUAUGAUGAGGAAGAUGUAAUCAUCAAGCUUGCCCCUUUUCUCAACUGAACUUAUGAAACUAGAGCGUUUUCUCAAAAACUUAAAGGAAAAACUCAAGUUAAAGAGCUCAUGGAUAAAGAUAUUUUAGAUGUAAAUCCUCCUGAUAAAGAAGAGAAUAAGAGUUUACUUCAAAAUACCUCUAAGCUAAGCGGGUUAGCUAGUCUAAUGAAUAAGAGUGGUCAAAAGGAUGGAACCUCAAAACUGACUGUUAAUAUUCCAAAAUCCAUUAUCCCAAUCCUCAAAGAUUACAAAGAUAGUGUCUCGAGUGAAACUCUAUACGAUGAGAUUACGAAAAGUUACAAGAACAAAAUAGGAUCUGCUCCUCUAAUUUUCUUCAUGAUGGAUACACCACAGACUUAAAUACUAAAGGUUUCACCA
Molecule: messenger RNA, 3421 nt
Organism: Moneuplotes crassus
Lineage: Eukaryota; Ciliophora; Spirotrichea; Euplotida; Euplotidae
Source: the annotation of a GenBank genome assembly